CAGGCGCCCCCCGCCUGGCUCCGGAACAUGUUGUAGUCGUGCCCGGCGUGCUCGCCCUGGUGGAAGCACUCGGCGCACAGGCUCAUGCAGGGCGAGAUGCCGCACGUCCGGCACCGCUAAACCAUAAACAUGAAGAAAUUAAAGCUGAAAGAACUGGAAAGCUGUCUUCAAGAAGUCGAUACUUUUGACAGUCCAAAACUACUCCUUGAACAGUAUCCAACAAGACCUCAUAUCGCAGCAUGUAUGCUUUAUACAAUUCACAAUACUUUUGAUGAUAUUGAAAACAAAACAAUUGCAGAUUUAGGAUGUGGUUGUGGCAUGCUCAGCAUUGGAAGUGCAAUGUUAGGAGCAGGAUUCUGUGUGGGAUUUGACAUAGAUGCAGAUGCACUGGAAAUAUUUAAUAGCAAUAUUGAGGACUUUGAGCUCACGAACGUCAACAUGGUUCAGUGUGACAUCUGUUCUUUAUCUGGUAGCAUGUCAGAUGCUUUUGACACAGUUAUUAUGAACCCUCCGUUUGGUACCAAGCAUAAUAAAGGAAUUGAUAUGAUUUUUCUGAAAACUGCUCUGCAAAUGGCAAAAACAGCUGUAUAUUCCCUUCACAAAACUUCAACACGGCAGCACAUUCAAAAGAAAGCAGAUGAAUGGGAAGUGAAGAUGGAAGUCAUAGCAGAACUUAGAUUUGACCUACCAGCAUCAUACAAGUUCCAUAAGAAGAAAUCAGUUGACGUUGAAGUGGAUUUCAUUAGAUUUUCUGCCAAGAAACUCCUGAACUGAGGCAUGUCUUUAAAACCUAUUGAAAAUGGAACAAUAAAACCGCUAAUUUUUUAAAA
Pseudopipra pipra is the source of this 830-nucleotide messenger RNA. It is a transcript of the gene METTL5, whose product is annotated as methyltransferase 5, N6-adenosine. Gene Ontology annotation, molecular function: rRNA (adenine-N6-)-methyltransferase activity; nucleic acid binding. Gene Ontology annotation, biological process: rRNA methylation. NCBI's taxonomy places the organism in Eukaryota, Metazoa, Chordata, Aves, Passeriformes, Pipridae. The coding region runs from base 130 to 774 and encodes 214 amino acids. The record is from RefSeq and is a predicted model, not a curated record. The transcript is spliced from 8 exons.